AUGAUCGCGAAGGACUGGAUAAUGUUAAAAACUAAUCAAGAGAGGAACAUGAUGAUCCGAAGAGCGCAGAAUGCACGUAUAAUUAUUAUUUGUUCCUAUUGUAUAAUGACAUUAGCGUGCUUUUUCGUCGCAGUAUUGCCUAUUUUUGGAUUGUCAGUAAGACUGACACCUAAUAUUACUGAUCCAGGAAGAAUGCCAAUGCCUUUACAAACCCAUUACAUUUACGAUAUAACAAAAAGGCCUCAAUAUGAAUUAACAUUUAUUGGUCAAGUCAUCUAUGUAGCUAUCGCUAUGAUGAUCUAUAGUGCAGUAGACAAUUUUCUCAGUCUCGUGGUUUUUCAUAUAUGUGGUCAAUUAGACAUUCUUGAGAAUCGUAUGCAAUAUUUGGAUAAAUACAUAAAUUAUCAUAAAAUACUAAAAUGCUGCUUAACAAAACAUAUCCGUUUGCUUAGAGCUAUUGAUGUUAUUGAAGAUACUUAUAAUGGAAUACUUCUCUCUUUAUUUAUAUAUUUCGCGAUACUCUUCGCCUUCUACGGAUUUAGGGUAAUUAGCCUUUUUGAUGAAGGAAAUAAUAUAUCGAUCACUCACUCAAUCUAUUUCAUAUCCACUGUUAUCAAUAUAUUUACACACAUGUGCCUAUAUUGCGUCCUUGGCGAAAUUUUAAUGGCUCAGUGCAAUAAAAUAUAUUAUGCGGCGUAUAGUAAUAAAUGGUACGCUAUGGAUCCAAAGGUUGUAGAAGAUUUGUUGCUUUUAAUGACAAGAGGUUCUAAACAAAUUUGUCUCACCGUUGGAAAAGUGUCUCCUGUUACAAUGGCCACAUUUUGCAGUUUAGUAAAAACAUCUGUUGGGUACAUAUCCGUUUUGCAUACAACAAGGAGGUAA
Messenger RNA from Mycetomoellerius zeteki, 882 nucleotides. Its product is annotated as odorant receptor 67c-like. Lineage: Eukaryota; Metazoa; Arthropoda; Insecta; Hymenoptera; Formicidae. The transcript is spliced from 5 exons. Gene Ontology annotation, cellular component: plasma membrane. Gene Ontology annotation, molecular function: olfactory receptor activity; odorant binding. The coding region runs from base 1 to 882 and encodes 293 amino acids. The record is from RefSeq and is a predicted model, not a curated record. Gene Ontology annotation, biological process: sensory perception of smell; detection of chemical stimulus involved in sensory perception of smell.